GUUAGUUCGCAAAAUAUAAAAAAAAUUCUUGUUAUGCCUUCUGCUUGUACAUCUUACCUGGAUGACAUCGAAGACAUCGUAACACAAGAUGUCAACACAGCGAGGCCACUUCUAGACACGGGUGUUGUGCUUCGUAGCAAGAGAAAUCAAAAAACAAAAAUUCAGAAGGUUUUAGGGGUUGAAUUGGAAGAUGAUACAAUUCAGAGCAAUAUUCCAGCCACACAAACAAUCUUUGUGAAAACAUGGGGCUGCACGCAUAACUCAUCCGAUUCUGAGUACAUGGCUGGCCAGUUAGCUUCUUAUGGAUACAAUGUUGUUACAGAAAACGGUGACAACGCUGACUUAUGGUUGUUGAACAGCUGCACAGUUAAAAACCCAGCAGAAGAUCACUUUCGAAACAUGAUCAGCAAAGCACAAAGUUUGAACAAGCAAGUUGUAUUGGCUGGUUGCGUAUCGCAAGGAGCACCGAAACAAAGUUAUAUUCAGGGGCUUUCAAUCAUCGGUGUUCAACAAAUUGAUCGAGUUGUUGAAGUGGUUGAAGAAACAUUGAAAGGAAACACAGUUCGUUUGUUGAAACAGAAAAAGGAAAACGGAAGAAAAAUUGGAGGGGCGUCACUUGACCUUCCGAAAAUCCGAAGAAAUCCUUUCAUUGAAAUAAUCAGCAUCAACACUGGGUGUCUCAACUCAUGCACAUAUUGUAAGACAAAGCACGCUCGUGGUAACUUGGGUAGUUAUCCUGUUGCAGAGAUCGUACAGCGCGCUAUUCAAUCCUUUGGAGAGGGUGUAGUAGAGAUAUGGUUGACAAGUGAAGACACUGGUGCUUAUGGUCGUGACAUUGGAACCUCACUACCUGAAUUACUGUGGGAGUUGGUCAAAGUAAUUCCUGUUGGUUGUAUGCUUAGAGUUGGGAUGACCAACCCACCGUAUAUACUUGAUCACUUAGAGGAAAUGGGUAAAAUUCUCAAUCACCCAAAUGUGUACUCAUUCCUGCAUGUACCAGUUCAAUCCGGUUCUGACCAAACAUUGCAUGAAAUGAGGAGAGAAUACACUGCCUCUGAUUUUGAACUGGUUGUGGAUACAUUGAGGGCAAGCGUGCCUGGAAUAUCAAUAGCAACAGAUAUCAUAUGUGGGUUUCCAACAGAAACAGAUGAGGAUUUUGAAGACACCAUGACUUUGUGCGAAAAAUACAAAUUUCCGAGUCUGUUCAUCAAUCAGUUUUUCCCGAGACCCGGAACUCCCGCUGCAAGAAUGCCACAAAUCCAUAGACAAGAGAUAAAAAAGCGAACAAAACGUUUAUCUGAGUUGUUCAGAUCAUAUGAACCAUACGGUCACCAACUUGGAAAAAUACAGAAAGUUCUUGUGACUGAGAUUGCCCAUGAUCAGAUACAUUAUGUCGGACACAAUAAAUAUUAUGAACAAGUACUUAUUCCAAUGGAUGAAGAUCUCACGGGAAAGAUGUUUGAGGUGGAGAUUGUGGAGACAGGUAAACACUUUCUUAAGGGCAAGCGAAUAGAUUCAAGUGUUCCUGUAACUCCAGUCACAGUGCAACCAGUUCCACUGGGUUGCGUUUCAGGUGACAAUGUAAAUGUAAAGUUAAAGGAGGCAAAUGAGACAAGAGCUGUGCCAAAUUUAUCAACUUAUUUAAUGAACAAUCAUAAAUUUUUUGUUGUUUUAUUCGCAAUUGUGUUUUAUUUUAUCAUGAAGUGGUUUGUUUAAUAUGGUAUCGUUUUGUUGCUGGUUAUGUUAAACCAUCAUUGCUGCCAUAACUAUUCAACUGCAACAUAAAAGAUUUUAUUGUAAA
Ciona intestinalis (vase tunicate) is the source of this 1801-nucleotide messenger RNA. The record is from RefSeq and is a predicted model, not a curated record. Lineage: Eukaryota; Metazoa; Chordata; Ascidiacea; Phlebobranchia; Cionidae.